Molecule: messenger RNA, 2154 nt
Organism: Saprolegnia parasitica CBS 223.65
Lineage: Eukaryota; Oomycota; Saprolegniomycetes; Saprolegniales; Saprolegniaceae
Exons: 3
Coding region: 1-2154 (717 amino acids)
Biological process (GO): nucleotide catabolic process
Molecular function (GO): hydrolase activity
Source: RefSeq, a predicted model, not a curated record
AUGGUGGCGACCAUCUCCAAGCUCUUGCUGCUUCUCGGUGCGACCGCCACGGCCGUCGUCGGCGACUGCGGUACGGCGCGCGCGCCCACAGCCCACUUCCAAGUGCUCUCGUACAACGACGUGUACGAGAUGAAGAACGAGAGCGACGCUGCGCAGUACGGUGUCCUCGUCGGUGGCCCCUCGCGUGUCAUCCCGGUGGCCCAAAAGCUCCGCAAGAACUUUGCCAACAGUCUCAUCAUUUUCGCCGGUGACACCAUGUCGCCGUCGCUCUGGUCGGGUCAGUUCAAGGGUCUCCAGAUGAUUGAGGCCCACAACGCAAUUGGCGUCGACUUCGCGUGCCUCGGCAACCACGAGUUUGACUUUGGCAUCGACGCGUUCCUGAACGUCUCGGCCGCCUCCAAGUUUCCGUGGCUCAACAUCAAUGCAUACGAGGUCGCCACCAAGCAGCUCCUUCGCGGAACCCAAAAGUACGCGACCAAGGAGUUCAACUCGGCGACGAUGGGCAAGAUCAAGAUCGGCGCGUUCGGCGUCAUGUACGACAUGCAGGAUGCGACCACGGGCAUGUACUGGACGGACCCGAUCGCGGCGUCCAAGGACGCUGUCAAGUACCUCCGCGAGGUCGAGAAGGUCGACAUGGUCAUUGCGCUCACGCACCAGUUUCUGGACGACGACAACCGCUUCUCGCAGCAGGUCAAGGGCAUCGAUAUGAUCUACGGCGGCCACGACCACACGGCGAUGCUCCAGUCCAACUUUGGUACUCCGUACCUCAAGUCGGACCUCAACUUUCGCAGCAUUUGGGUCUCGGACAUCAAGUACUAUGGCCCGUUGACCGAAGGCAAGAACAAGUACGCGCCGUUCACCAAGAUGAGCCACAAGAACCUCCAGAUCACAAACGAGAUGCCGUCCGACCCGGCGUUCGACGCGGUCAUCGCCACAUACGAUGCCAAGAUCAACGAGCUCUUCAAGCGCAAGGCCUACUACAAGAAGGUCACGGUCGAUGUCGGCUACAUGAACGCCGGUGGUAUCCGCACGGACAUGGUCUGGCCGGCUGGUCCCUUCUCGCUCGGCGAUCUCAUCUCGUGGUCGCCGUUCGGCAACAUGAUCGCGGUCAUCUCAACGGAUGGCGCGAGCUUCAAGAAGUUUCUGGCCAGCCAGCUCGCGCCGACGUGCAACCAAGGCACUGCCGCGUUGAACGGGUUUUACCCGCAGAUCUCCGGUGUCAAGGUCACGUACAAGUGCAGCGGUAAGGGCAUGGGUGCGAUCACGAGCCUCAAGUGGGACGACAAUAAGAACGGCAAGUCGGGCGACAUCAAGGAUGCGGACUCGGUCAACAUGUCCCUCUCAACGUACAUGAAGGGUCUCUUUGACGACGCUCUCAACAGCACGGCCAAGUACGUGAUUGACGCGAACGAGGCGACACGCAUCGACCUCGUCCUCGAGACCUACACGAAGGUCAAAGAAGGCGUCGUGUGCCCCAACCUCGAAGGCCGCAGCUCGAUUUCGUUUAAUUCGAGUCGUUCCCACGCCGCGCUCAAGGAUCUCGCGCAGACGCCCCGCGAAGCGGGCAACCUCCUCGCCCACACGGUCGCCGAUGCCAAUGACUCGGACUUCAUCUGCCACGACGCUGCUGCCAUGACCAGGAUCAAAGCGGCGCGCCAUCCGUGUCCGCCCGGUGGGCCUCUAGAACUCAAGAUGAAUGAAGACAAGACGGAAGAAACGAAGGUAUUCAGGUCGACGCAGGCUGAUGCGCCGACGCACGCAGCCUCUCUGGCGUGGCACACGACCAAGAAGCUUGGUGGCACGUGGGCCCUGACGCCAACGCGUCUGAUGGGUCUUGACAGCCUCCAUCGCCGGCAGCUGCGUCGUCUUCUAGGUAUCUUUCACCGGCACACGCUCGCCGACGUCGCGCUCUACGACCGCUGCAACAGUAUCCCGCUGAGCGAGAUCGUUACCCACCAGCGCUGGCGCCUGCUAGAGCACGUGCUGGGCGUGAAGGACGACGCCCCUGCCAACAUUUGCCGCCGCCCGCUUCUUUCCCGCGUCCAAAGCGCCCCUUUUUGUAGGCCGUGCCAAGAUCGCGUUGCCAAUUGUCUUGCACCGCGACCUCCAGUCGUUGACGCCGCCUCAGUCGCCGGCGUCUCUCAAGCUGCGUAG